This is a messenger RNA of Populus trichocarpa (black cottonwood), 1125 nucleotides long. RefSeq lists its product as uncharacterized. NCBI's taxonomy places the organism in Eukaryota, Viridiplantae, Streptophyta, Magnoliopsida, Malpighiales, Salicaceae. The coding region runs from base 83 to 931 and encodes 282 amino acids. The record is from RefSeq and is a predicted model, not a curated record. The transcript has a single exon.
ACUUUGAUCUGUCACAUAAAUUUAGACCUCAUUUUAUGUUUCUUGUCAUGUAACCAAGUCAUAUUUGCUUCAGGACAAAACCAUGGGGUGGCAAAAGAAGGCAAAAAAGCUCUUGGGCUGCGCAAUUUUCAUAGAACCCUUCCAUAUCUUGAUCAUUACCCUCCUCAGUCUCUUGCUGCCCCUCUCAUUUCUCCUCCUGACCAGGCUCUCUAGUUACAACUAUCUGCUGACCAUCACGUCUGAUCCUGUACAACAACCACCAUCUUCUUUCAUCACGUCUUUAUUCCUGUCAAUCAACACAGCAGUUCUGUAUUUUCUUGUUUCAGUUGUUAGCGUAGCCACUCUUAUUCAUGGCUUGACAGGAAAAAUCACCCUUCUAAGUGAGUCAACAGGCGCAACUUACCGACCCGGAUUGUACACUGCAUGGAUUAUGUUAUGUACGCUACAGAUUUGUGUUGGCUUGGGCGUUCAACGGAGCGUAUCUGCUGGGAUGUUCGAUGGUUAUGGUUUUGAUAUUCAAAGAAGUUUCUUGAGUAGAGUUAUAUUUUUCUUGGGGUUGCAUGAGACCAUGAUCCAUUGGUCCAGGACUGUUGUUAAGCCAGUGGUUGAUGACACAAUUUUUGGUGCGGCUAGAGACGAGAAGUGGGAACAAAGGGUGGCUGUAGCUUUGAGCUGUGGUACUUUGUGGUGGUGGAGGUUAAGGAAUGAAGUUGAGUCUUUGGUUUUUGUGGCAGAGGCAAAGAUAGAGCUGCUGAUGGAUUUAGCAGUGGCUGACAUGGUUGGUUGGUGGCUGUAUUACCUGACGGUAACAAUUGGAAUGGUAAGACUUGUGAAGGGUCUUAUCUGGGUUGGGGUGAUCUUGCUUUGUAAGAGGGUAAGAAGAAGGAAUUCUGCUGAAACUUGUGAGCUGGAUGAAUUAGACAAGGUCUGAAAUCGACCUUUUCUUUUUUAAUAGUAUGUUCUUAUUUUUCAUUCUGCAGGGCAAUUGCUCUGUGAUAUUAUAUGUCGCAUUCCUUUCUUAAUGAGUUGUUGUGAUAUUGUACCAAAAAUUGUAGGAUUAUUCAUUUUUAGCUGUAAAUUUAUAUUCCCGCUGAGAGGAAAAUAAAGCUCUGAAAUUAGUCAAAA